Coffea eugenioides is the source of this 3222-nucleotide messenger RNA. RefSeq lists its product as uncharacterized. The record is from RefSeq and is a predicted model, not a curated record. The transcript is spliced from 19 exons. NCBI's taxonomy places the organism in Eukaryota, Viridiplantae, Streptophyta, Magnoliopsida, Gentianales, Rubiaceae. The coding region runs from base 508 to 2931 and encodes 807 amino acids.
CCUUGACAGAGGCGGCCGUCCCUCACGCAGUUUCAUCAGUCGACUUGCACGAGGCCUAUGGACUAUGGAUUCUCUUCUCAUUUUCUAUCAUUUCCCACGUCCUAUGUUAAUUAAUUUUGCCUUACAAAUCUCAUUAGAUUUUUCAUUUCUUUUACGCAAAUACUAAAAUCAACCCAAAUAAGCCAAAGUUUAAUCAAUCGCCUAAUCCCACCUAUGUUAUGUAAUAAUCCAGGAAACUCAUCCAUAAUCACCGAGUACUCCGAUGAGUUCUCUGUGAUAAGUCUCCUUUGUCUUUGGUGAGUUCCUUUCUUUCUUUCCUUCCAGUUUCCAAAGACAAUAAGGACAACAUCACCACUCCUCCCUUUCUCUCAGAUGGCUGCCUGAUUUACCUUUUCCUCCGUAUACUACCCAAAUUCAGACCGAUAUAUAGAUAUUUUUUCUGUUAUUUCUGCUGCUCUCUCCAAUCAGUUGUAACUUUUACGCAUAUAGGAGGGACGAAGUGUCCAAAUGGAGAAGAAUGAAGAGUCAGGUAGCCCUGGAUGGAGUGCUUCGUUCUUCAUGCAGACAACUGAAGAUGUUGCAAGAGCAGUUGCUGCUGCUGCAGCAGCAGCAGUUGCUGCACGAUCCCCACGCCCCUCGGUAGUAUAUUCAUCGAAGGACGAUAGCAGUAGCCAGCUUCAGAAACUUCAGAAUCAAGUGUCUAGAUUACUGAAAGGCUUGUCUAGCCCUCCUGAAGUGAAAAGUGGACCUUACAACCCUGAAGUACUAACUAGCCAAAAACGUCAAUGGGCAAGCUUUCAGUUGCAGUCCCUGGACCACAAAAUUUGGAAAGAGCCAUCCAGACUUUUUGAGAGCAUGGUAGUUGUUGGACUCCAUCCUAAUUGUGACAUUCAAGCUCUUCAGAAGCUUUACUUUGGUAGAAAGUCUGAAGGUUCAGGAAGAUUUCGUACUGCACUAAAUGGUCAGAAUCAAUCUCGUAUUGAACCGAACCUGGAGCCUCAGGUUUUAUUUGUUUAUCCACCAGAGAAACAGCUGCCAUUGAAAUACAAGGAUCUUCUCUCGUUCUGCUUUCCUGCAGGAGUUGAGGUUCAUGCAAUUGAGAGAACUCCUUCGAUGAGUGAGUUGAAUGAGAUACUUCUGGGCCAAGAACACCUCAAACAGAGUGACUUGUCUUUCGUGUUCCGACUGCAGGUGGCUGAUGACUCAACGCUGUAUGGUUGUUGUGUUUUGGUUGAAGAGAUAGUACAGAAGCCGUCUGGAUUGAUUUCCAUGAUUUCAGACGGGCAGCCUUGUCAUUUGGGGUUGAGCCGCCAUAUUCUAACCACAAAACGCUGUUAUUGCAUUCUUUCAAGACUUCCAUUUUACGAGCUGCACUUUGGUGUGUUGAACAGCAUUUUCACCGAAGAAAGGUUGGAACGGUUAACCAGAAAUAUUGGUGAUCUAGAGCUGGAGUUACCUGUGGGCUGUGAUAAAGAAGACAACUCUGAAGAAGAAUCUGGGAGCAUUUCAUUGGAAGACAGGGCACAAUGUAUACACAAUGGAACUGCAGAAUCUUCAGAGUCAAGUUUGAGUGAUUCUCUACCAGGAAGAGUCACAGAUGAUAGUUGUCAUUUGGAGCAUCAAAUUUCAGAGGGGGACAUUUUCACAUCAAAGAGAAGUGGUGAUGGUUCUGCUGUUGCUGCAUUGGAUCCUGAUAUGGAGAAAUGCCAUGCUAAAGCAGAAACUCUAGUUGGAUCACAGAUUUCUGAAGUCUGUGAUGUAUCUGUUGAUGAUUUUGUAAUUAAUAAACAAUCUGUAGAGAAGCGCUUACCCAAUGCGGUGUUGCCCCUUCUUCGUUAUCAACAGUAUGAAAGCUCUGAAUCUUCCUCUAGUUUCCAGGGCUCUCCGGGUGAAGGCAGACAUUUUAGAAGUGAUGUUGAUGAUGUAGAAGUGGAAGAGCCAUCCUUCUCUGGCCAGGAUGUUUGCAAUGAGCAUGAUGAUAUCCUUGAGUGGGCUAAGGCCAAUGAUCAUGGUUCUUUACAAAUAAUAUGCGAAUAUUACCGGCUACAUUGCCCUUCACGUGGUUUGACUAUUAAGUUUCACCCUCUGGAUCACCUACAUCCUUUAGAAUAUCAUAGAAUUGAUGAAACUGUUCUACAAAUUGCUGGAUCAACAAUUGAUCUGAAGUCAUGCACUACUAGUUUGGAAUUAGCAGAGGCUUAUUGUGCACUCAUGGCAGAGGAGGAAGCAAAUGCUUUAUCUGUAUGGGCUGUUGCAUGCUUAUGUGGCUCCUUGCGACUUGAGCAUGUGUUGACAUUAUUUGCUGGAGCCCUUUUGGAGAAGCAAGUCGCAGUUGUUUGUUCAAAUUUGGGUGUAUUGUCUGCUUCAGUUUUAUCAAUUAUACCCCUUAUUCGUCCUUAUCAGUGGCAGAGCUUGCUAAUGCCGGUUUUGCCAAAUGACAUGCUGGACUUUUUGGAUGCACCUGUGCCUUACAUAGUGGGUGUGAAGAACAAAACCACUGAGGUACAAUCGAAGUUGACAAACGUCAUUCUUGUUGAUAUGAACAAAAACCAGGUGAAGUCACCAACAAUGCCAACACUACCCCAAUAUAGGGAAUUGUAUUCAUCCUUAAGUCCUUAUCAUGCAAAACUUGUUGGAGAAAGUUAUUUGGGAAGGAAGAGGCCUAUUUAUGAAUGUACAGAUGCACAGGUUGAUGCUGCAAAGAGUUUCCUAUCAGUAUUGAGAGCUUAUCUAGAUUCUCUUUGCUCCAACCUUCGUUCUCACACAAUUACCAAUGUGCAAUCCAAUGAUGAUAAGGUCUCUUUACUUCUGAAGGAGAGUUUCAUAGAAUCUUUUCCUAGUCGAGACCGAUCGUUUAUGAAGCUCUUUGUGGAUACACAGCUAUUCUCAGUUCAUACAGAUUUUGUACUCUCUUUCUUCCAGAAGGAGUAGAUUGCCAUGACUAUUUAACCUGGCACUGUAAAAUGCUAUAGUCAGCAGAACGCAAGUUCUGUAUCUAUUAGUUAUUAAACUUUAAUUUAAUAUAAAAUUUUGUUUAUUUUCAGUUUGUAUAUACGAGUUUUUUCUGUGGUUUAUUUUUUUAUCUCUCUGUUGUGAGCUUGUUACUUGCAUCUAAAUUCAACCUGUUUUUUGGGGACAUGGGACACCAUAUCUCAUUUCAGGUGAAUUUGGGCGCUUUCUAAAUUAUAAUGGUUCAAUGAGAGAGCUGUUGUGUACAGGAUU